This is a messenger RNA of Pocillopora verrucosa, 2851 nucleotides long. Its product is annotated as eukaryotic translation initiation factor 3 subunit A-like. NCBI's taxonomy places the organism in Eukaryota, Metazoa, Cnidaria, Anthozoa, Scleractinia, Pocilloporidae. The record is from RefSeq and is a predicted model, not a curated record.
CUGCUUAAAAGUUCUGGCGCUUUGACCUCCAAAUUAAGCGCUAUAAACUUUCUUGGUUUAUCAUACUUGUUUAAACUUCUUUGAAGUAAUUGUUCGGGAGAGUUAUCUGCUGGAUUACAAAUAAUUUCGCCGUUGUCAAGUAACAUGAAGAACGGAGCAUUAGCGCUCUUUUUUUGCAUUCUCAGUCUGACCAGAGUGUUUGCCGAAGAACAAACGACUCAACAGAAGAAAACCGUUGCGAAAAGAGACGAGGUCUUUUACAACAAUGUUGGAUCGGUGAAAAACUCCUACAGUAUUGAAGAAGAGGACAGGAGUUCCAGGUCGGCUGAAAAGGAAGAAAAUCAAAACAACAAUUCUGAGAACAAGGGCGAAUACUUAUACUACGGUUCAGUUUACCCGAGGGACUUUGAAGGAAGGGAAUACGAAUUGAACUAUCCCACUUAUGAAGAAUGGUAUGGCCCCUUUGAGCCGCCUGAGGAAUACUAUCAGAACGUAGACGGAGAUUAUAAACGUUCACUGUACUCUCGAGGGAAAAGAAGUGCAUACUAUGGUCCACGAGGGGGAAGGAGUGUCUACCAUGGACCCCGAGGAGGAAGAUCUGUAGCAACUGGAGCUGGGCCUCGUGGAGGGAGAUCGGUUGAGAACGACAGUGGACCCCGUGGGGGUAGAUCUGUGGAAAGUAAUAUUGGACCUCGUGGGGGUAGAUCUAUGGAAAGUAAUAUUGGACCCCGUGGGGGAAGAUCAGUGGAAAGCGACAUUGGACCCCGAGGGGGAAGGAGUGUAGAAGAUUCCUCUUAUUUGUCAAAUACAAACGUCGGGCCCCGUGGAGGAAGAAGUACAGAUGCCAGUGGACCAAGGGGUGGAAGAAGCGUUGAUAAAUCAAGUCAGAAAUCGGACGCAUCGUCAACUGUAGAAACAGGGCCACGAGGCGGACGAGCAGUUUCAGACACAAAAAGCAAAGCGGAUGAGGCUAACGGACCCCGUGGAGGACGAGAUACCCAGUCUGCAACCAAUGACCAGAGGGGUGGUAGAGAUGUGGGAGAGAAAGGCCCCAGGGAGGAAAGAGUCAGGUCAGUUGAAAAUGAUGGCCCGAGGGGAGGUAGAUCAGUAGAGUCCGGCCCACGGGGUGGAAGAGCUAUUGAUAGUGGCCCCAGGGGAGGGAGGGCUAUUGAAUACGGUCCUCGGGGAGGAAGAUCUGUAUUUUAUGGCCCUCGUGGUGGAAGAGCGAUAGAAUACGGCCCAAGGGGUGGUAGAUCAGUUGAUUAUGGACCAAGAGGUGGUAGAGCGAUCGACUACGGACCCAGGGGUGGAAGAGCUAUUGAGUAUGGACCUCGGGGUGGCAGAGCGAUAGAAUACGGCCCAAGGGGUGGUAGAUCGGUUGACUAUGGACCAAGAGGUGGAAGAGCAAUCGACUAUGGACCCAGGGGGGGAAGAGCUAUUGAAUAUGGACCUCGAGGUGGUAGAGAAGUCUACUACGGACCCAGAGGAGGAAGGGAUAUAGAUUAUGGACCUCGUGGUGGGAGAGAAAUUUAUUACGGACCCAGAGGUGGAAGAGCCAUAGAUUUUGGUCCUCGAGGAGGUAGGGCUGUAGAUUACGGUCCCAGGGGAGGUAGGACUGUCGAAUACGGUCCCCGGGGAGGAAGGGCUGUAGAAUAUGGUCCUCGUGGUGGUCGUUCGGUAGAUUUUGGCCCACGUGGAGGUCGUUCACUUUUAUACGAUGUCGUUUUUGGUCCAAGAGGGGGGAGAUCCUUAGCGUACGAACCACGGGAUAGAAGAUUCGUAGAAUCCGAGGGUCCACGUGGUGGAAGGGACAUUGACUUUGAAUACGGUCCCCGUGGAGGUAGAGACCUAGAGUAUGUAGACGUCAACGGGCCUAGAGGAGGGAGAGCCACUGGAGGAAUUGACUUCGGCCCCAGGGGAGGUCGUGACCUAGAAUAUUCAGAAGAGGAAGGAUUCUAUGAUUUUGGUCCACGAGGUGGACGGGCUGUUUAUUUUGAGACGGGGCCACGAGGGGGUAGGAGUGUGGAAUUCGAGACAGGACCCCGAGGAGGGCGAGAAGUGGAAUAUGGACCCCGUGGCGGACAGUACCUUUACAGUGGGCCACGUAACGGGAGGGACAUAUCUGGACCUCGAGGAGGACGUAGUACCACUGUUGCGGAGAGUUCAAACGGUCCACGUGGAGGACGUGACCUUGAAAAUGGGCCUCGCGGAGGCAGAAGUGCCAUGGCAGGCCCUCGCGGUGGAAGAGGCAUCUUAUCAGAAGGAUCAAUGUGGGCCGCCAGUUCUGGAGAAACUAAUGAUGGGCCACGGGGAGGGAGAAGCGUUGGCAAAAACACUGCUGACGCAUCUGGACCUCGUGGAGGGCGAAGCACUGCUGAGAGCAGCACAGCUGUAAAGCGAGAGGCAACCACUGCAGGGAAAGAGCAAACAGUUGUUAAAGAAAGACAGGAGAGGGACUCCAAGGAAGUAAACGUUGAUGUAGAGAAGGUCGAUAAGAAGCUAACAAAUUCGAGCUGAGCGCAAAGUCGCAACUGAUGGUUUUGCUCAGAAAUAAGAUUGGCCUUCUUUGACCCCAAUGAUGUGCACUGACUGGGAGCGAACAAUCACAAGAUUUAAAGCUGGAGCCUCAUUGGAUAUUAAAACAUAAUCUAACGAUACGAAAAAAUAAGAAAAAAAUGCGUUUAAGAUGAAAAAGUAGAUAUACUUUAGCCCAUCAUUUGCUGUUAAAGUUAAGUUUCUUUACCUCAACGUACUUCACAAAGAAGACAGUGAAUAUUUUUAAUUGGUUAGGAAUGGAUGUAUUGAGGUAAAAGGGAUAAAAUAAAGUUAUAGUAAUCAAGUGUAGUCAUAA